GCCUGUAAUAUAGCUGUGACAACUACCUUCCACCUCCUUUCUUCAUGCCCAUUUGCUAUUCUCUCUGUUUUGAUUAAGUUUUAAAACAUUCACAUACACAAAUACAGCGUUUUCAUAUCCAUUCAUUUUGAUUCAGACCAUAAAGUUGAAAUGAGCUCGAUAUUCCAAAGCUUCCGAGGCAAGCAAGCGCUUCCAGUUUCGCAACCUGAGGAGGGAGGCAUCCGCAGAAGACUCUCUUCUCUCAACUUCCAAUCUAAUAUCUCUUCUCCAGCCACCGCUUCAUGGGCUUUUCCCAGAUCCAAAUCUGUAUCUUCAAUGGGAGAAUAUGCCGGCAAUUCUAUAAGGAAAUGGUGGGAUUGGGGAUGGACCUGGAUCCUCUCCAGAAAACCCACUUUUGCCCAUGAUCUGGAGAUGAAUGAGGAAGAAACAACAGUCCUAGGUUGCCACAAUAAAGGCAGCUUAGGACAUGUUUUCUACAAGGUGAGGUCUGAAUUUAGAAAGCUCAUCGGAUCCGACAACGUUGGCCUUCCUCAAACUUUUCGCUGCGAUUCCUACAAUUACUCCAAGAAUUUCGAUAAUGGAAGCAGAUCGACAAUCUGAAUGAAGAUUUCACUUUCUGCGUAUGCCACUUUUAUUCUUGUCUUUUUAUCUUCUGGAGAAAUUGAUCGACGGGAUUCGUCAAUUACUUUACUGUGUGUGAUAUAUAAUGUUGGUAGAUUAUGUAAUGAAUGAAUGAUUGUUUUAUUUAUUUAAUUUGGCGUUCAAUUUGUUG
This is a messenger RNA of Olea europaea var. sylvestris, 772 nucleotides long. RefSeq lists its product as uncharacterized. The transcript has a single exon. Lineage: Eukaryota; Viridiplantae; Streptophyta; Magnoliopsida; Lamiales; Oleaceae. Bases 151 to 600 code for a protein of 149 amino acids. The record is from RefSeq and is a predicted model, not a curated record.